AAUCGUCGGUAAUUAUAAGUUAUUCGGCUAAUAUAUUUUACGGGAGAAUUACAUGGGAAUUACAAAAAUCCGAUCACUAUGUGGAGCAGUAGUAACUGUAAAAACAUCGGCGUGGUGGUGUUACUGCUGACAGUGAGAAUUGUGUCUUUACUUGCUCUUAAAGUACAGGAAACCGAAACAAGAGAUGCGACGAUUUUGGAUGGAUUAUGGAAUUUUAGAAAAGCGGACAUGUUAAACCCCGAAGUCGGAUUUGCUGAACAAUGGUAUCGGACUUCAUUUUGUCCGCCGAUGACAAAAAGCUGUAUAAAAAUGCCGGUACCGUCUUCGUAUAACGACAUUUCUCAAGACCGUACUCUUCGCGACCAUGUUGGUUGGGUAUGGUACGAACGCCAGUUUUUUGUCCCUUUCCAUUGGUCAUUCAAGAAAGAAAGGGUCGUCAUACGUUUUGAGAGCGUCCAUUAUUUUGCACGCGUUUGGAUAAAUGGCCUGUUUGUAAUCGAGCACGAAGGGGGACAUCUGCCCUUUGAAGCGGAAGUGCAGCGAGCGCUGAACUGGACCUCUAUUAAUCGAAUUACCGUGGCGGUCAAUAAUACAUUAACGCCCUUCACUCUUCCUUGUGGACGCGUAGUAUACCCAAAUAAUCCAGACAGUUAUCCUCCUGGUUACUUUUAUCAGCAGCUCAUUUUUGACUUUUUCAAUUACGCGGGCAUUCACCGUUCCGUCAAACUUUACACCACCCCGCUGCACUAUAUUUCCGAUAUAUUUAUUGUCACCACCGCAAAAGAAGGUCUUGAGCCAACAGGUCUCGUUCGGUUUAAUGUCUGCUACAGUGAGAGCGAAGCGGACAAUAAAAUAACAAGGAAGUCGGCAACAUGUGCAGUACAGAUGUUGGACGCCCAUGCAAACGUGGUAGCCCGGUUGUCGGAGUGUACGGGCGAACUUGUGAUUGCACACGCACGCUUAUGGUGGCCAUUUACAAUGGAUGCAAACGUCGGUUACCUGUACACAUUGAAAGUUGAGUUAUCGGUUGACGAAGAAAUCGUUGACGUUUACAGGCAAAAAUUUGGACUGCGGACUGUCAGAGUUGGUCACGACGGAAUGUACAUUAACAAUCGCUUCUUUUACUUCCGCGGUUUUGGGAAGCACGAAGAUUUUCAUAUAUUCGGCCGAGGAUUCAACUUGCCGGUAAUGAUUAAAGACUUCAAUCUGCUGCAAUGGAGUGGUGCAAAUAGCUUUCGUACGUCGCAUUAUCCAUACGCGGAAGAAGUUCUAGAUUAUGCCGACGAACAUGGGAUUGUUGUUAUUAACGAAAGUCCAGCUGUCGGUUUACACGAAUUCCCAAAUGAAACCCUCAAACAUCAUCUAAAGGUCAUGACCGAGCUGAUUCAACGAGAUCGUAACCAUCCGUCUGUGAUUAUGUGGUCAGUAGCGAAUGAACCAAAAUCCUACGACAAGGGCAGCGAAUUUUACUUUCGCACUGUUAUCAACCUUACAAAAUCACUGGAUGCAACGCGACCGGUUACUUUUGUAAUUGGUGGCAGCAAUGCUUCUCUGGACAAAGCGGCUGGUCUGGUAGACAUCUUAUGCAUUAACCACUACUUCGCAUGGUACAGUGAUCCAGGAAAACUGCAGCUCAUACCAUAUCAGUUAUCGCGCGAUAUUAAACUGUGGGCCAGUCGUUUUACGAAGCCAGUGAUUAUCACGGAAUACGGCGCCGACACAAUCACAGGACUGCAUACGAAUCCAUCCUCAAUGUUUUCCGAGGAGUACCAGACAGAAUUCAUGGCGCAAUAUCAUGGUGUGUUCGAUCAACUCCGCCAAGAUCAGAUUCUAACCGGCGAAAUGGUAUGGAAUUUUGCUGAUUUCAUGACUGACCAAGAGGUAAACCGUGUCUGGGGCAACCGGAAAGGCGUUUUUACCAGGGAGCGUCAACCAAAAACGGCUGCACAUUUUCUUCGCCACCGCUACUGGAAACUCGCAAUGGAUAUCGAUCGGAUGGUCCAGGUUGAUCUUGCUCCACGCUCUGUUGAUGAGCACCUGAUUUGGAAAUACGAGGAAGUUGUGAAAUGGAUUGAGUAAACAUAAUUUUACAAGACGAUAAUCCACCUGGACAACUACCGUUCACUAAUAAUGUAACCGAAAUUAUCACAAAUAUUGCAGUAUACACACUUGUACAAUGUCUCGGAAUUACAUACGGUUAUGUGAAUAUGUAGAUAUGCCAUUGCUGUUUAUACCUUGCCUUGCAUGAUGUACUCUGUAUUUAUCAAAACAGAAUAAAACUAAUCAUAUUAACCUACUUGUGUAAAUUCUAGCCCACCCUUGGCGGCUCAAUAAUUUCAUUAAUUUGUUUUUGUAUUGUGGCU
Molecule: messenger RNA, 2363 nt
Organism: Paramacrobiotus metropolitanus
Lineage: Eukaryota; Metazoa; Tardigrada; Eutardigrada; Parachela; Macrobiotidae
Product: beta-glucuronidase-like
Exons: 13
Coding region: 79-2079 (666 amino acids)
Biological process (GO): carbohydrate metabolic process; glucuronoside catabolic process
Molecular function (GO): beta-glucuronidase activity; carbohydrate binding
Source: RefSeq, a predicted model, not a curated record